GUUGCCCCGCUGGCGUGGCUAUGACGUGGGGCGGGUUGGGAGAUGAUGUGGAUGGCUGGGAUUGGCUAGGCAAAGUUGACCGUUUGGGGUAGCCGUUACCCAACGGCUAGACUAUAUAAAAUAUAUAUAUAUUUCUUUUUCAAACUUAUGAACUCACCCAUUUUUUAAUUUUUUUUACCACUUCUCUAGUUUUCACCUUCUUCAAUCUCUAUAUUUUUUUUAUUAAAUUCAACCCACUUAAUCCUCUACAAUGCAUCCAUUUAACCGAAAACUCAACCCGAACAACCCCUUUGCUUUCCAAGAGAACCUGAAUCCUAGCCAGCCACAAAACCGCCACCCACCAAACCCGACCCAAAUACCCCUUACCCACGGCCAACCACAAGGUUUUGUAUACUCACCUUGUCCCGAGCUAGCAAGAAUCGCGUCGUAUGUAGGGGGCGUGUUUACACGAACUUUCCAUACGACAGUUCAGCUAUUCCAACUAACCUUUCCGAACCCGAUCCGUACCCGAAACACAACCGCAAGACGUUGGUGGUUCGUCAUCCAAACCGGCCAAAAAAAGAAGUCACAAAAAAACGGAUGAAGAGAAAGCAAUAGCGGCUGCUCAACGAGUACAAAAAAAGUGGACGACUCAAUAAGAAGCUACUUUGACAAGAUGUUAUAUCGACGAAUCACAAGAUUCGAUCAAAGGGAAUGCACGACACCGCACAGAUUUUGGGAUGCCAUUAAAAAUCAUUUCAUAUACAAAUGCAAAACAAGGAGGUGUAUCGUGAAAAUGAUAGCCUCUCGUCCAAGUGGAGUGACGUCACCUUGUUCAAUGGUUGUUUCCAUAAGGCGAAGAACUCGCCAAGGAGCGGUGAAACCGAAGCCGACUUUAUCCAAAAUGCUAUGGUCUCGUAUAGAGAAAACAAGAAGGCCGAGUUCAAGUACAUGCAUUGUUGGAAUAUAUGUAGAUACGCUUCUAAAUGGGCGACGGUCCCUACUGCUAACGAAUCAACCUCAUCCAAAAGGGCAAGAACACCCUCGUCCCAAGCUGAAUUCGAUGCUCGUGAUCAAGAGCUUGAUCUAAGUUUGGAUGAUUUUGACAAUUCUCUUUCCCGCCCACCCGGUAGAGACACUUCAAAAAAGCGGUUUCAAAGAGGUAGAUCGGGCUCGACAUCGGGUUCGGCCACUAGUUCGGCUUCGGGUAAAGGGUUAUACACCGACCAGUUGUUAGAAAUUGGGACGAACAUUGACACAUUCAUUUUCAUACAGCAACAAAGGGUCGAGGUGAAGAAAAAUAUCCAAGUGGCUCGCAAAAAAAAAAGGCAUCUCACAAAGAAAAACUUGCGGAUAUGAAGUUUCUCGCCAUGAACGUCGAUCACCUUAGAGGCGCAGAAUGGCAACGACGUUGGAGAAGAAAAAAGAGAUCUUACAAAAAUAUAACAUGGAUAAAUGAUAUGAUGAAGUUUUAUUUUAUUUUAUUUUAUUUUAACA
Helianthus annuus (common sunflower) is the source of this 1476-nucleotide messenger RNA. RefSeq names its product glutathione S-transferase T3-like. The transcript has 2 exons. Bases 748 to 1338 code for a protein of 196 amino acids. Lineage: Eukaryota; Viridiplantae; Streptophyta; Magnoliopsida; Asterales; Asteraceae. The record is from RefSeq and is a predicted model, not a curated record.